Messenger RNA from Homarus americanus (American lobster), 1152 nucleotides. RefSeq lists its product as uncharacterized. The record is from RefSeq and is a predicted model, not a curated record. The transcript has 5 exons. The coding region runs from base 45 to 536 and encodes 163 amino acids. Lineage: Eukaryota; Metazoa; Arthropoda; Malacostraca; Decapoda; Nephropidae.
UGGCUGGCAACUACCUCAGGUGUGUGUACGGGAAGGAUCUACCAAUGCUGAAGCAGAGGCUAGCAUCCCACCUGCCCAACUCUGUCAUUCUACAUGGGACGGUGGAGGCAGGAAUACGUUAUGGGUUAACAGAGAAAUUAGGAACCAUGUUGUACGUGCCAGAACGCAGUGUUGGUGACAGUGGGUGUUCCUCUCUGGUGGUGGCUACUCCAGCCUUCAGUACGAAAAAGGUGCAGAGUUUGUCAGUGUUCUGGAACACGGAAGAGAAGGAUGAGGAGGUGGCAAGGAUGCUUGGCUCGUUGCCUGGGUUGGACUGGAGGAAACCUGUGUUCUUUAGUAUCAGUCCCAAGACCAUCUCCAGCAAGCUGGUGAGCAUGGCGAAGAACCAAUUACUCGGUGAUAGAGACGUUGAGGCUCAUAUUUUCGAUGAUUCCCGUAUGCUUGUACAUCGGGCCACAAAACUGCCUCAUUACCAUACAGCAUUCCUGAAGGAUUCUACCUGGACACUCUUCGGCCUAAGGACACUCCAACGGUGAUGUCGUCCUGGAAAUACCGAUGGACUGAAAGCCAGACUGGCCUUGAGACUUUGCUCCAGAGCGUCCCGUCAGUGGCUCUCCGUAAGCGGGGAGAUAGUGAUCCCGCCUCUGAAGACCAACUUGUGGGGUGGUGUUAUUUAUACAACAACGGGAUGUUAGGCAACAAAUUCAUCGUGCCAGAGUACCGUGGUCAAGGCCUAAGUUCUUUCGCUUUGCGCCUAAUUCCCAAGAUAUAUAGGGAUGGCCUCCUUCCGUAUUUUGCUUUCAGCACCUCUUAUAAUAGGGAUGGGGUGAAGUUUGAGGAGUUGGGCUUCGUGAAGGGUAUGGACAUGGAGGCUGUGUUUUACCUACCCAAAGGGAAAACUGUUGAGGGCUUCAUAAACACCUUGAAUUGAUAAGACUUGUAAGAAUUAAUUUGAAAUCUCAUUUCGUUAAGAAUGAUACUUAAUUACACUUCAAUUAAUGAAUAAUGAUAGAAUGUGAAAUAUUCAGAACAAUAUUAAUGAAUAUAAAAGUAAUAGUAUUUGUAGAAGUAGUAGUUGUUCGUGUUCUGGGUAAUAAGUUCAAUAUACAGGAGCGAACACAAACACCUGUAUAGAUUUUGUAGGUUCGAUUU